This is a messenger RNA of Alnus glutinosa, 1457 nucleotides long. RefSeq lists its product as uncharacterized. NCBI's taxonomy places the organism in Eukaryota, Viridiplantae, Streptophyta, Magnoliopsida, Fagales, Betulaceae. Bases 208 to 846 code for a protein of 212 amino acids. The record is from RefSeq and is a predicted model, not a curated record. The transcript is spliced from 2 exons.
AUGAGGGGAUGUUAUGUAUGUUACCAAACACACCCAUUCCAUUUUGAAAUCUCAUACCCAAACAUGCUAUACACAUCACCCCGUUAACACUGGGUCCAAAACGUGGCGAACCUGCGGAACAACCUGUUGGUUCCGGUCUGAAGUGGCUCGAAAGUCGAAAGGGCGUUUCUCUUCCCCAGGUGUUUGGUUGUCGGGGGGGAGCAGAAAAUGGUGGGUGAUGAUCUGAUUCCUGAUGGUCGAAAAGACUCGUCGUUCUCAUCACAACCCCACAACACAACCUAUUUGAAAGAAUGGUCCAUGGUGUUGAUCAGAGACUCUCCCGCCCACGGUGACUGCUCCGUCUUUCCCCCAGUCAACCACGAGAAUCUCCACAUUCCCUCACAGCCCUUUCAAGAACAACAGAGCCCAUUAUCACCUUCAUCAUCGUCAUCGUCGUCGUCAUCAUCAUCAUUUUCAUUGUCAUCAUCAUUCUCACCGUCUGAUUCCACCGAUUCGGACUCGCUACCGGCUCCACCGCCAGAUUCGACGGUCAAAAAGGCCGGUGAGGUGACGAGAUGGAUUGGGAUUGGGCUUGAGGUCUUACGUUGUAAGGUUAUCGCUGCGGUUUCCUCGUUUCGAAAUUAUGUCCCCAACAACAGAGGGUCAUUUCGGUCAUUUGGACCCGUCGCGGCCGCGGUGGCGUUGGUGGUGUGGACGUUGUUUAUGCGGUAUCGUCGGCGGCGAAGAACGGAGAGUGUGGGUCGUUUGGUGCAGACUAUUAAGGAGAAAGAUGAGAAAAUUACACAACUCUUGCACCAGAUUGCUCAAAUGAAUGAAGUGCUGUUAGCCCGUCACAGAAAUCUUUGAAGCAUUUGGGGCUUUACAUUGACAUUGACUAAAUUGAUUAUAGCAAUUCUGCUACAUUUUAUGCUCAAAUAUGCAAUGGAACAUGGAUAUGCUUCUCCAAAUGCCUGUGAGGCUACAUCAUACAACUGGUUGCAGUUCCUGUGAUAUCUGAACAGCACUGCUAUUUUAAGUGGAAGAACAUGAUUAUUGAUCGUGGAACCACAAUUUGAGCUCUGCAAGAUUCAUGUAUUGCAAGGAAACGUGUUGCAAAUUAGUGGACCGGUAUCUGAGCUUUUGAAUAUAUGAUAAUGGAGUUCUAAAGAGUAAAGAUGUCAUGUACUCUUCAUGAUUGGAUAUGGCUGAGCCAGGGACCAGGAUCCGAGCUUUGGAAUAUGCACCAAUGAAGUUCAAGAAUUCCGGCACUAUUGCCAAGUCCGGUAGAUUAGUUUCUGAUUUAUAUUCUUGAUCAGUAGAGAAAUUAGCUAAAUGUAUUAGGCUAUUUUUUGUAGCUAGUUUCCCAUGUGAUUAUUGACAAAUUUUGUACUUGUGUUGCACUUCUCAGGACUCCCUCAGUUUAAUGGCAACCUAUGAACAAGCUUGUUCUUUCUAAUUUGCUUAUGUUCUUAUCGACA